This is a messenger RNA of Paraglomus brasilianum, 1041 nucleotides long. The record is from the annotation of a GenBank genome assembly. Lineage: Eukaryota; Fungi; Glomeromycota; Glomeromycetes; Paraglomerales; Paraglomeraceae.
AUGAAAUCCCUCUUGACUCUCCUUUGCAUAUCUAGUUUGGCGAUGGCCCAACUAUGUGUAGACAACAGGGCUCCAAGCUUUCAGCCUAAAAAUAAACCGUUAGGAUGUUAUGUUCUAAACAGAACUAUGCCUGACUCUUUAAAUGGCCUUUCUUCCCUGAGUCGGCCUGAUUUUAGUUUCUCUGACCCUUACGUGUUGGAUAGAGACGGUUUACUCAUGGAUGAAGGAUUAUGUGUCGCUCAUUGUGCUAAUUAUCUUUUCACGUUUGCAGCUCUUAGACGGGGCGAAGAAUGUAGAUGUGGAAAAGACGAUGGAUUGAAAUCAUACAAACUAGUCGACAACUCCCAAUGCAAUACAACAUGUAUUGGUAAUAAUACAAGUGCAUGCGGAGGGCAAGAAGCUUAUACAGUUUACGGCAAUGUUACCGCCGAAUUACCAACCGUCAAAGUAACAAAAAUAAGUAUCGACGAAAAAAUCAAUGUUAUUCGUGAUCUCAACAAUGACAUAUCGUAUAAAGGCUGUAUUCCAGAUAGUCUUAUCUGCCACCGAGAAACCUUAAUGCAAGAGACCUUUGACAUGAAAAUAGAGACUUGCACAACAUUUUGCAGAGGCCAUGGUUUCCAAGACGCGGGGCUCGAGUCAGGAACUCGUUGCAUUUGUAUAAAUAACUAUGAAUCUACGGAUCUGCUACGUCCCGAAGAGUGUAGUUCCAGUUGUGCAGGAAAUAGCUCGACAAUUUGUGGAGGACCCGAGGCCAUUAGCGUAUACGCUUCAGACAGAGUUGAUCCUAUAAUCGAUCAUAGCUCACCAUUGAAGCCAUUAAUAUCUGCAAUUAUAGCAGCAGUAACCGCAUUGAUUGCAGUACUAAUUAUUAUACAUCGUUCGCGUAAACGAAUUGCGAGGUUUUGGGCUCGUUUACGUGGCAAGACUGAACCCACGAACGCUGAGCUCACAUAUUCGGUUAAAAAUCCUGAUGUCGAGUCUACUCAACUUACAGACUCGACUACUCAUCUUACUACAAGCUAUAGUCAAGAUAAAUAA